This is a messenger RNA of Colletotrichum navitas, 1688 nucleotides long. RefSeq names its product Mov34/MPN/PAD-1 family protein. Gene Ontology annotation, cellular component: COP9 signalosome; cytoplasm. Lineage: Eukaryota; Fungi; Ascomycota; Sordariomycetes; Glomerellales; Glomerellaceae. Gene Ontology annotation, biological process: protein deneddylation. The record is from RefSeq and is a predicted model, not a curated record. Gene Ontology annotation, molecular function: deNEDDylase activity; protein binding; metallopeptidase activity. Bases 247 to 1275 code for a protein of 342 amino acids. The transcript is spliced from 2 exons.
AUCGACAACAGGAAGGCACGGUGGCCUCUCCGGGCUAUCCACUCUGCGACCGGAUCCAUCGGCGGGCCGCUUACAUAAUCUCACACAUAGCUCUUGUCUUAUCGAUAAGAUAUCACCAGGCAAGCGCUUGGAUGGUGGGGUAACUACCUGUAUCAACGUCUCCAACUUAACGCGAACCUCAACUACAUCUUCGCGAUCGCCACCUCCUGUAAGCAGAUCCUGCUCACGUGGAACCGAGCAGACACAAUGGAGACAGCUCUCAAGUCGUGGGAGCUCGACAACAACGUCAAGUUGGUCGACCCCAAACGCGACGCCCUCUAUGACCUCGACCUCGAUGCCCAGAGAGAAGCUAUGAGCGCCCGGCCCUGGGCUGCCAACCCGAAUCACUUCAAGAACGUCCGUAUCAGCGCCGUUGCCCUCAUCAAGAUGGUGAUGCAUGCCCGUUCGGGCGGCAACCUCGAGAUCAUGGGUCUGAUGCAGGGGUACGUCAAUGGUGACACCUUCAUUGUCACGGACGCCUUCCGGUUACCCGUCGAGGGAACCGAGACCCGCGUAAACGCUCAGGGCGACGCUGAGGAGUACAUGGUCGAGUACCUGAGCCUGUGCCGCGAACAAGGCCGCAUGGAGAACGUUGUCGGAUGGUACCACUCCCACCCGGGCUAUGGCUGCUGGCUGUCCGGCAUCGAUGUCAGCACGCAAGCCCUCCAGCAGCAGUUCCAGGAGCCCUUCCUUGCUGUCGUCAUUGACCCCGACCGCACCAUCAACGCCGGAAAGGUGGAGAUUGGGGCCUUCCGGACGUACCCCGAGAACUACAUCAAGGAGAAGGAGGGCAGCAGCGGGGGCGUCACGAGCGACGGUUGGCAGGAGGUGCCCCUGGCCAAAGCGGCAGAAUUUGGCGCGCACGCGAACAAAUAUUACAGCCUAGAAGUGUCCCACUUCAAGAGCACGCUCGAGUCCCACCUGCUGGAGCUGCUGUGGCACAAGUACUGGGUGCAGACGCUGAGCCAGAGUCCGCUCAUCACGAACCGCGACUACGGCAACAAACAGAUGCUCGAUCUCGCAUCGCGUAUCAAGGAAGCCACGACACAAGUAGCACGACAGGCCCGCGGCGCCUCCGGGCCCAACGCCAUCGGUGCGGGAGGCAGGAAGGUCGACGGGUUGAUUGAGAAACUCGUCAAGGACAGCAACACGGUGGCGUCGCAGGAACGGACCGGACUGGUGGCGAUGGAUGUCAAGAAGAAGAUCUUUAACGGCGUGAGCGCGAAUUCGUUGUGAAGGUGGAGAUGUUGAUAUUAUUACUUGCCCUCGCCAGAGGAUUUGUACGAAGCCCUGUGGGCACGAUAGAUGGCGUUCAGAGGAUAGGGAGGGCGUUGGCCCUGAAAUGACGACACGAUUUUGAGCCGCACCUCUGAUGCUUGGCUGACUGAUGUUGCUCCCGGAUUUGAGCUCUCGUCCUCAAAUUCCCAAAAGGAUGGUGCCGCCUAGCUUUGCUCACGAUUGGACUGCCCGGUCCAACUCAUAGGACAGAGCCUCGUCAUAAUCCUUUUAUCACAAAGCUGCCUCCCCAGACGGUCCGAUGACGUGGAUUUCAGACGAGAAGCUUUCCAUCAUCAUGUUGAGAUGGCAUGUCCGCAGGUGGCUAGGUGCCUCCUCAACUACAUGGUCAGACCUAAUGCUACAUUGCCGCG